AUGGCUUCUACACGACGACUUCAGAAGGAACUUUCCGACUUGAAAUCGUGUGGUGUCAAAGCUUAUGAGAGCGUGGAAUACAAUGAGUCGAAUCUCUUACAUUGGACGGUCCUCCUUGUGCCCGAUAAAGAGCCCUACAACAAGGGCGCAUUCAAAGUCAACAUUGACUUUCCCGCCGAUUAUCCUUUCAAGCCACCGAAGAUCACGCUAGCGACUAAAAUAUACCAUCCGAAUAUUGAUGACAAGGGACAAGUCUGCCUUCCCAUUGUUGACCCAAAUAACUGGAAACCAGCAACUCGAACAGAGCAAGUGAUGAUGGCACUUCUUGCCCUGAUACAAGAACCUGAACCGGAUCAUCCACUUAGAGCUGAUUUGGCUGAGGAAUUUAGCAAAGACCGUAAGAAAUUUAACAAAACAGCUGAGGAAUUUACAAGGAAGCACGCCGAGAAGCGACCUGAGUAG
Angiostrongylus costaricensis is the source of this 462-nucleotide messenger RNA. Lineage: Eukaryota; Metazoa; Nematoda; Chromadorea; Rhabditida; Metastrongylidae. The record is from the annotation of a GenBank genome assembly.